AGAAGACAUAAAAGCCCAGGUGACUAAAACAAGCACAGAGAGUCUACAACUGACAGAGCUAGACCAAUCAAUCCAUACACACCCAGCUAAUAAAGACACAUUACGGGCAAGCCGGCUUGCUAACCAAGAUGUCGAUCCUACUACCUUCAGCCUCAUCCUUCUACCCAGCUAACGCUCCGAGGGCCAGUCUCUGGCCUGCCGGAAAGGGCGCCACAGAGAAACCGCAAGAUACGGGCGUUAGCUGCCAAUUUAUAACCUUCUAUCAUACCUGCGGAUGCAGGUCUAACAAAAACUCUGUUUACCUUUGCAGCACUGAUACAUGCCAGCACACGAAAUCGGCUGUGGUGUUAGGGGAGCUGCCAUUCGCAUGUGGAUCGUAUCCGGGACGAUCGACGGCGUGCAGUCUUGAAGACCCAGCCAGAAGGGAGUUCGUCAGAGAAGUAGACACGGCUGACAGACUCGAUAAGCUGUUGGUUCUCCCAGAUUGUACCAGGGCUGAUAUUGAUAUUCUGAUACCGCCGUUUCAAAAUCCAAAUUGGCAUGAACAUAUCUACAGGCACUACCAGCAAAGGCGAAAUCAGAGCAGCAUCAUAUCUCCUCCGCAGCUUCCUCCAAGCAAUGAAAGGAAUAUCGAGAAAAGAGACGUCAACAUUGAAGAGGUUGUGCAAAGACUCCUAUAUAAAUACAAGGCACAAGAGGGGUCGUAUAGAGAAAGCAUGGUGGAAAAAUUCGUAGAGGAGCAGCAGCAGCAACUCAGUUGCCAACAAUUAGAAAAUACGGCAAUUGACCAAGAGGAAAAUAUGGAGUUAAAUACUCCUCCUCCAGUAGGUGGUCACCGGGGUACCAUCGAGUACGCUGAGAGCCUUGAGAACGACGAUCUGGACGAUGCGGUAUACUAUGAUGAGACUGCCGCCAAUACCGUCAUGUUCAACUUCGAAGACGACACUGGGGGCUCUGUAUACGGUCUCGAGAUAAGCUAUACCGACGCUUCAGCUACAGUAGAAAGCGCAGAGGACAUGUAUUACGAGGAACAUCCCCAGGGGAAUUAUUACCAAGAUAUUACCCCUGACUUGGAGACCCCCAAUCCCAAUACACCUAGGUAUUCCGACGACGGAUUCAGCAGUGCGGAUGAUAUUACGGAUGAUUUCAUCGAUUUCCUUGCCGAGAAAGAGAAAGAGAAAGAGAAAGAAAAGAAACCCCAGGGGGGAAGCCCGGUGAUAAGAAAGAUUUGGUCAUACUUUAGAAGGUCUUCUUGA
This is a messenger RNA of Daldinia loculata, 1256 nucleotides long. RefSeq lists its product as uncharacterized. The transcript has a single exon. The record is from RefSeq and is a predicted model, not a curated record. The coding region runs from base 129 to 1256 and encodes 375 amino acids. NCBI's taxonomy places the organism in Eukaryota, Fungi, Ascomycota, Sordariomycetes, Xylariales, Hypoxylaceae.